Xenopus laevis (African clawed frog) is the source of this 1294-nucleotide messenger RNA. RefSeq names its product indolethylamine N-methyltransferase. NCBI's taxonomy places the organism in Eukaryota, Metazoa, Chordata, Amphibia, Anura, Pipidae. The transcript is spliced from 3 exons. Bases 39 to 857 code for a protein of 272 amino acids. The record is from RefSeq and is a predicted model, not a curated record.
AACAGUCGUCAUUUCAGCUUUGUUAGGAAGCUAACAACAUGGAUUCUGAACUCACAGGCAAAGAUGUUUAUGAGGAAAAAUUUGAUCCUCGGGCUUAUUUAGAAGAAUUCUACAACCCAAAUUCAGGCGUUAUAGUAACAGAAGGUUUAUUGAAAUAUACUUUGAGAAAACUGCAUGAGACAUUUACUGUGCGUGGAGUGAAAGGGGAGACACUUAUUAACUUUGGCCAAGGACCAACAAUUUAUCAGGACCUUUCUGCGUGUGAAUCUUUCAAAGAGAUAAUCGGUGCCGAGUACACUGAGCGUAACCGGGAGUACUAUAAAAAAACCCUGAGAAAUGAACCAGGAAUAUUUGACUGGACAACUGUUAUACAAGCAGUCUGUGACCUGGAGGGAAAGGGUACAACAGUGGACGAGAAGAGAGAAAAACUGAAAAAGACAGUGACAAAGAUAAUUAAAUGUGAUCUAAAUAAAAGAAAUCCUGUGGAACCUUUGGUGCUGCCCAGAGUUGACUGUGUAAUGGCCAUUGGGUCCUUGGAAUGUGCCAGUGAUCUGGAUAGUUUUUGUAAUGCCCUUAAGAACAUAUCAUCUUUGCUAAAAGUGGGAGGGCAUUUAAUAAUUGCUGAGCUUCUUAAUUGUACCUACUACUUGGUAGGAGGCACAAGGUUUUCUUGUGUAACCUUAACUGAGGAAUUCAUGAGAAAUGCUAUAACUGAUGCCGGCUUUGCUAUAAUAGACCUGGAGGUUCAGGCCAGAAAGCCCGACAAAGAGCAGUACAAGAUGUUUGAUCAUGACUCAUCCAUAUUCAUUCUUGCACGCAAACUGCAGGAUAUUGAGGUUGGAGAGGAUAGUAUAUAAUAUACAGCAGAUCUGCUUAUGUCUAUUCUCUACCAAAGUUGAUUUAAACAGUCAUAUAAAAAUAUAUUACCUAUUCUGAACUCUAUUAAAAGAAAAUACAUUUUUUUUCACAAUUUAACUAUCUUUGAGUCAUGUAGGUGUCACCUAAAGAAUUUAACAGUCCCUAAACAAUAAUAUGUCUUACUAUUUUAAUGUUAAAUAAAAUAAAAAAAAUGACAUGUUGACAACAGUGAGAUAACUGCUGUAGAACUAGAAGAGGUGAUUUUAAUUGGGAAUAUCCUUGAUAAUUAAGAAGGUCUAGGUUGGAAAGCUAUCAUUACAAAAGGGUUUUAGAAAGGUUUAUGUUCUCUUUAGGUUUCCUGUUCUUCAAAACUGGUUAAAUAAAUGGGGCAAUAUGCUGUGUUCAACAUGAAGUUAAUAAAUGUGCUUUCCUCAAA